GAAGUGUGCCAGUUUUCUGCCAGUUCACUGGCCAAUUGCCAAUGCAACAAACCCACAUAGUCCACUCUAGCUAGCUGCAUAGGCCUUCAUUCAAAGGGCCCAGUCAGCCAGCUAGCUAGCCACCCUUCAUAGAUUUGCUUUAUUGGAAAAUAAUGACAAGCAGAUCCAGUCCUUGGGCCAGAACGCCCUCAAGUUCUCGACCGGGGGUGCAACUAGCUCUCCUCUUGGGCCUCGUCUUGUUGGUGGUGGUGGUGCCCCAGAAUCGAGGCAUUUCUCCUGGGAAUACUACCAAGCCGGCAGUAUUACCAAGUCCAGAAUCCAAGCAAUCAUCAGAUACCCCUUCUACUAGUGGGAAACAACCAAGAAUAACCAUAUCUCUGGUGACCAGCUUUUGGGCUCAAUCACCAGAACAGGCUGCGAGUCCUCAUCGAAGAGAAAUCGAAGAAGCAAUACUAAACAACAUUAACAAUCCACACUUGGACCAGGUUGCCAUUAUUCUGGAUGGAUCUGCCUCAGGUGCCAAUUGCAAUCAUUUCAAGGAAAGAAUGGACCAACUCAAUGUUCAGUUUCACAAGAAACUGGAACAGCACAAUAUCACUGUGCCGUAUACCGGAAGUGUUGCAAACAAGAAAAGGCCCAAACUGACGUGUGUGAACCGCAGUGAUAAGCAACCCAACUAUUAUCAAAUGUUCUUGUACGCCUCCAGUCCCAAAGUUGUGACUGGCGACGUUGUCAUCAUGGCCAAUGCGGACCAAGCAUUUGAUAGCUCUGUCCAAGGGCUUCGUAGACUCAGAGAAAACGCGGUUCUACUGGUGCCAACAUCGGGAUUCGACAAGGAUCUGGUCCCAUCACCUGCCCAUGAACAUUUCCUGUUUCUUCACGGCCACACCAGUCAAAACUACACUGAAGGAGUCAAAGCCCGGUGUCGACCACGCAUGCUGUCUUGGGAUGCCUUUGCGUUCCACAGAAGACUCUUGGAGGGUAAGCUCGUCCGACCGCAAGAUUUCAUGCGCAACACGGUGGAAGGAACCCAAGCCUUUUUUCACAUGAAUGAAGAUGGUGCCGAAAAUGCUGCCACCUGGUCCCUCUGGUCCAAUGUCAAAAAUGCAGGAUAUUUCAAGAGUUGCUUUGUUCGAAUGUGGCAUUUCCACGGAUUUGAAAAGAUGCAUGCGCAUCUUGAAAAUGAAACGUAUUGGGAUUCUCCAACCGGCAUGGUGCCGGACCCGCGGCGGAAACCCACCAUCAUGUCGCCUAGGGACACACAUGAGAGUUUUCUUAAACAGAUUUUUAAAUAA
Molecule: messenger RNA, 1295 nt
Organism: Seminavis robusta
Lineage: Eukaryota; Bacillariophyta; Bacillariophyceae; Naviculales; Naviculaceae
Source: the annotation of a GenBank genome assembly